Molecule: messenger RNA, 1328 nt
Organism: Alternaria alternata
Lineage: Eukaryota; Fungi; Ascomycota; Dothideomycetes; Pleosporales; Pleosporaceae
Exons: 1
Coding region: 135-1193 (352 amino acids)
Source: RefSeq, a predicted model, not a curated record
ACUUGACAGACACUCGACCACUAUUCACUCUUACAAGUCAAAUACAAUCAAGACAACUUCCUUCUUUCUCAAAGCUAUUGCAAGUGCAGAGUUUACGACAAAUACUUCGUCUCCAUCAUUUCCAGAAAGCAACAAUGGCUGAGCCACUUACCGUCGAUUCUGUAGCCGCUAUUCAGGCAAUGAUCCAGGAGCUACACAUUCGAGCCGAAGGCGGAAAUUCUAUCGACGAAGAGACCCUUGCCCUUCGAAUGCUUGCUGUCACCAGUGCUGAGCAUGAUUAUGAUCUCUCGCAGGUCAGGCGUCUUGAUGACGGGCAGGCCCCUGGCCCAGUCACCGCCAGUGCCGACGGAGAUGACAAGUUCAAUCAGCUCGCAGAGCUCAUGAUGGGCAACACCAAGACCCCAGACCAGCAACUUGCGGAGGGCAAGGUCCCCACGACUAGCCCCGUUGUCGUCAUGGACCCUUACUCCAAGGAAAAUGCUGGAUCCAACUUUGCCACCCUCAAAGACGCCCAUUCCAUGAUCCAGCUAUAUUCGAAUCUCAUGCAAGUCCAGCAGAAGCCUACGGGAUUCAACAUCACAUCCGAAGCAGCGUCUGGGUUCGCCUUUCAAGCUAGGCAAGCCUACAAUGCUAUGAUGGGUCCUCUUGCGGGCUACUACAAUUUCUCCCUUGGCUCUGUACAGAAAUAUAGCAACCAGCUCGAGCGCAACCAGAUUCAUGACGACUUUCUUGGCAAGGUCUUUGACGGAUUUGGGUUCGACAAGGCCACUCUAGCUGCUCUGGACACCAAGCUGACGACUUUCGUCUCUGCUAUCAAGGGCAUCAAUCCUGGCGGCACACAGCCGUCCACCUGGGACUUUUCCCAGAUGCUUGGCCUGUGUCCCAAGCUCAACAUUACAGGCGAUGACUCCGACCCCGAAUGGGUAUUCAACCCCACCACGUUCCUCUUGUAUAUGCAGGUCGACGCCAAGACAUUCCGCGAGAGCGUUAGCAAGAACAACUCGGUCGACAAGGUCAAUUUCAAUUUCCAGCUGACCGUGACCAAGUGCGAGCUCAACAUCCGCCGUUUCGAAGCUGACCGGCUCAAGUUUGACAAGAUGUUCAAACUGGUCACCAACCACAACCUCAGCGCCUACAGUGACCUGCUGAAUCAGCAAAUCGAGCAGAAGAACGAUCUCGCCAACCCGAAGUAGUAAACAUGUUGUUAAGGACGCAGUAUGCUUUGCAUGUAUGUAGGCAGUCAGUACCUAGAACGAAAUACAUCUUCGUUGUUUGAUACGACUGUACGUGAAGUUUCCGUGGUCAGUGACACUUCGCCAAUGUGUGCU